Messenger RNA from Neurospora tetrasperma FGSC 2508, 1256 nucleotides. RefSeq lists its product as uncharacterized. Bases 243 to 1112 code for a protein of 289 amino acids. The record is from RefSeq and is a predicted model, not a curated record. NCBI's taxonomy places the organism in Eukaryota, Fungi, Ascomycota, Sordariomycetes, Sordariales, Sordariaceae. The transcript has a single exon.
CUUCCCACCGCCCGAUCUCGCGAUCCGAUCAAGGGGUGCUUGCUGGUCGUAGCACCUCGUCACCGACAGAACCAAACCUACCUUGCUUUGACUUUCCAACAUCACACGAUAAACCUAGACACCAAAUAUCUAAUUACACCAACCGAACGUAACCCAUCCACAAGAACACCCGUUACACAAUAGGAAAUCCGGAACAACAAACAACAUCCCGACCAACAAAGGCAACAACAACAACAACCAAGAUGUCCUCCUGGUACUCCAACCUCUCCAACAACAUCACCAAGCUCCAACGCACCUACUUCUCGGGCGAAGCCGACGGCGACACCGAAGACGACACCCACGUCUGCCGCGUCCUGCGCGCCUACUACAUCGAAAAGGGUCAACACUUUCCUUCCUGGCUACCUCCCGACCCCAAGGCUCCUCCUCCUGUCCAACAACAACAGCAGCAGCAGCAAGGACAACAACAGAGAUAUAACGGUUAUGGCGGUCAGGGGCAACAACAGUUAAGCAGUCUAUGGGACAAUAACAACGGUGGCGGCCGGGGAGGAGGAGCAGGAGCAGGAGCAGGAGCGCAACAGGGAAGUGCGGCGCAAAGUCGAAACCCUUUCGCCCGCGGCGCCGCUUCCUCAGCUGCUUCGUCACCUGUCAACGCCGCCCCCGGCCAUCAUGGUGGUGGGUAUCAAGCAGGAGGACAGCAUCAAGCAGGAGGAGGGGUGCCGCCGCAGAGUCUAAGAGCCGGCAGCACCAGCAGCAAUGGGGGUUACGGCCAUCAACAAUCGGGGCCCUACGGCUCCGCAGCAGGAGGCGGAGCAGCUAGUAGCGUGGCGUCGAUGCCUGCGCAGCACAGUGGGAGCAGUGGGAUUAGUGCGCAGGACAAAUUGAAGCAGAGGCUUUGGGGCGGGUCGAGGACGACUAGUCCUGGAAACUCGGGUGGGACUGGGCCGUUUGCGCCGCCCGCUGCUGCUUCCCAGCAGAGGACAGGGUCUGUAGGAGGAGGAGGGGGGGGAGGGGGCUAUGAUGGUGGACAUGGAAAUGUGGGAUUGCCGAGCGGACCUAGACUGCCGCCUGGAGGAGGGCGGAUGGGGUUGCCUAGUAAUCCUAGGAUGCGAUAGAGGAGAGGAGAGUUGAGGAGGGAGGAGGUGGAACAGGUGUAUACAGGAAGACAGGCUGGGCAAAGCGUAGCGUUGGCUUUACUGGUUUACUGGUCGGCAAGCGAUUCGAUCUUUUUUAGCUAGCGAAUAAACAGGAGCAAUUAU